This is a messenger RNA of Acipenser ruthenus (sterlet), 1716 nucleotides long. Its product is annotated as erythroid membrane-associated protein-like. Bases 293 to 1270 code for a protein of 325 amino acids. NCBI's taxonomy places the organism in Eukaryota, Metazoa, Chordata, Actinopteri, Acipenseriformes, Acipenseridae. The record is from RefSeq and is a predicted model, not a curated record. Gene Ontology annotation, molecular function: protein binding. The transcript has 10 exons.
AAAUAAUCUGCAGAAAGAAAGUUUCCAUUUCAAUCUCCCUUUAUCAGAAACCCUAGCAGUUCUAAUUCUAAAUGCUCUGCAGUUUGUUUGGAGAAUAUUAAAGAGUUACAAACACACGUCUCUGUUGUGAUUGAACUACAUUUAAAACUGAAAUGAGGGAAUGCUGUACCGCUAAUGAAAUCAAGGCAAAAUCAUCCAUUGGACAAUGCGAUUGAGCUCUGGGACCAUUUAUGGUCUUCUAAGUAUAUUAAUAAUGUAACUAAUGCAAUGAAAUCUAGUCAUAUCACCCUUAAUGAUGAAUCUCAACUGUUCCAAACUAGCAAAACUAACCAAGCUGUCUUUGUGUCUUUUAGAAAAUGGGGGUCUUCUGGAUCAAAAUGGCAAGAUUAAUACAUUCAUCUCAUUCUUUUUAUUAAAUUACUUAAAUUAUUGUAUUCAUGAGCAAGAACACAAACUAAACUUUUCACUCUUUUCUGUUUUAGACAUUUUAAAAAGGGAGAAUGAGAGUCUGGGAGAAGAUUGCGAAGAACUUCAACAGGACCGGAAUAUUUUAAAAAGCGAGAAGAAUAAACUGGGAAAAGAAAAAGAGGAUCUAAAAAGAGAGAACGAGAGACUGGGAAAAGAAAAUGGGGGACUUCUGGAGCAAAAUGAGACUUUAAAACAGGAGAAAGAGAAGGUUGAAGCAGAUUUUAAAGAACUUCGAAGAAAUACCAACACGUGUGUCUAUGCCGUUGACAGAGAUUGGAAAAGAUUAAUUGAAGCUUGUGUCAUUGUGACUCUAGACCCUGACACAGCCAGUCCCUGCCUCGCAGUCUCUGAAGACGGCUCACGAGUGAGAUUCACAGGGGAGGGAUCAGCAGAGUGGCCCAGUGUGCUGGGCAGGGAGGGGUUCACCUCAGGGGGGCACUACUGGGAGGUGGAGGUGGGGGAGAAGGGCUACUGGGUCCUGGGGGUCUCCACACACCCUCAUGAGAAGAGCAUACCUCAGAAACCAGGGGAGGGCUACUGGCUUGUGAGGCUGGUUAAAGGGAAGACCUGUAAAGCUGUGAGCCAGUCAGUGGAUCAGACCUUAAAUGUGGAGAAGAUGUGCAAGAUGUGGGGGGUGUAUCUGGAUCACGGGGGAGGGAGGCUGUCGUUUUACAAUGCAGAGACCAGAUUUCACAUCCAUACUUUAGAAGGCUCAUUCCCUGGGCAGGUCUACCCCAUUUUCAGCCCAGGGUCACACGAUAAAGGACCCUUGAUAAUCAAUACAAAAGUGAAGAAUGUGUAGUCCUGACUAGUAGCCUACUACACUAUAUUAUAUUAUAUAUAUAUAUAUAUAUAUAUAUAUAUAUAUAUAUAUAUAUAUAUAUAUCCACACAGUUAUGUGCUGUGGAUUCUAAUUGAAGGACAUAGAUAUUUUAACAACACAUUGACACCACGAUUUUAUUUCAAAUAUUUAGACUCGUAUUUCCUCAAUCAGAUAUCCUGCUUGCAUAUUCAUAUUAGAUUUGCUGGUUUAAGAGUGGUAUUGGUUUGUAUAGAAAAGCCACAUGGAUGAAUGCUUGUUUUUCCAUGUAGUUGAUAUUUACACUGAAGCUGGAAUAUCACCUGGAUAUUAUUGCUGGCUGAGAUUAAUGUUCUGACUUGUGCUAUAUUGAUGCUAAUCUUCUUUUACAUUUUUUUUUCAAUGUAUUAUUUUACUAACUUUAAUAAAAAUAUAUAUACAUAAAUGUA